Molecule: messenger RNA, 1047 nt
Organism: Cricetulus griseus (Chinese hamster)
Lineage: Eukaryota; Metazoa; Chordata; Mammalia; Rodentia; Cricetidae
Source: RefSeq, a predicted model, not a curated record
GCUCCGCCCCAGUCCCCUGACUGCUCACUCCCAGCUCGCCCUGUGAACCCUGCUUCCCUGCUCGGCCGGCCAGAGUGACCGAGCAAUCGUCCAGAUCCCUCGGCGACACCAUGUUGGGAAUGAUCAGAAACUCGCUGUUCGGCAGCGUAGAGACGUGGCCUUGGCAGGUUCUGAGUACCGGGGGCAAGGAAGAAGUCUCCUAUGAGGAAAGAGCCUGUGAAGGGGGGAAGUUUGCCACUGUGGAAGUGACAGACAAGCCUGUGGACGAGGCUCUCCGGGAAGCAAUGCCCAAGAUCAUGAAGUAUGUGGGCGGUACCAAUGACAAAGGAAUUGGCAUGGGGAUGACAGUGCCCAUUUCUUUUGCCGUGUUUCCCAAUGAAGAUGGCUCCCUACAGAAGAAACUGAAAGUCUGGUUCCGGAUUCCGAACCAAUUUCAAAGCAGCCCACCGGUUCCUGGUGAUGAAAGUGUGAAGAUCGAAGAGCGGGAGGGCAUAACUGUCUAUUCCACGCAAUUCAGUGGUUAUGCCAAGGAAGCAGACUACAUCGCUCACGCCACCCAGCUACGUACUGCCCUGGAGGGCACAACAGCCACCUACCAGGGUGACCUCUACUACUGUACCGGCUAUGACCCUCCCAUGAAGCCCUAUGGACGUCGCAAUGAGGUCUGGCUCGUGAAGACAUGAGUCAUUCACUGAACUGAGAACGCCCUGGAAGUGUGCCACUGUGUCCCCUGUCUUGGGGUCAGGAGGGAGCAGUGCUUCUCCAGUUCCAACUUUCCUUCAAAACCCCUCACUGCCGGCUUUCUAAAACGAGCCGAGAUUGGCAGCGUCAUUCUUGUUGAGUUUUAAAAUUCUGUGGCAGAUCAGGAAAUUCCCAGCAGGAUUCUCUCUGCCAUCUGGGUCACUGGAAACUGAUUUUUAAAAAUGAUCUAGUUUGUAUUUUUGUUAGUGAGGGAACAUGUGAUUUAUGCAUGAGCUUUUCAUCUGUAAUUCUUCUAAGAACUUUGUCUAGGGAGAAACCAAAAAUACAAAUCUUUGACAUAAGCAG